AACGCCUCAGGAGAAGCUCCAAAAUGGCUCCUCACACUCGUCGCGCUCUCGUCCUGCAACGACGACGUGUGGUGUGUGCAUGGCUCACAUGCGCCAACCCUUCUCUAUCUCUCUGGGUUCUGAUCUCCUCAACAGGACCUCUCAACAAAACGCUUACGACCCCUAUCGGCCAUUCUCUCUCUAUCGUUCGAUCGAUGGAUCUGUUGAACGCCGUCCUGAACUCUGUGGUGCCACCGGCAAGCAUGAUCAUUCUGGCCUUCGCCUGGCCAACCAUCUCCUUCCUCCAUGCCUUGGAGUGGUUCUUCAAGACCUUGUACAGAGAGAACAUGGAGAACAAGGUGGUUCUCAUCACUGGAGCCUCCUCGGCCAUCGGAGAGCAAUUAGCUUAUGAAUAUGCAAGAAGAAAAGCAAAUUUGGUGUUGGUAGCAAGGAGGGAGAAUCGACUUUGGGGAAUCAGGGAGAACGCUAGACUCUUGGGUGCCAAGCAUGUACUUGUGAUGGCUGCUGAUGUUGUCAAGGAAGAGGAGUGCAGAAGAUUUAUAAGUGACACCAUAAGUUACUUUGGCCAUUUGCAUCAUCUUGUCAACACUGCAAGCCUGGGGCAUAACUUCUACUUUGAGGAGGCCACAGACCCUGCUGUCUUUCCACACAUGAUGGAUAUCAAUUUCUGGGGAAAUGUUUAUCCAACCUAUGUUGCCCUUCCAUACUUGAGGCAAACCCGCGGCCGAAUCCUUGUCGAUGCAUCCAUGGAGAGUUGGCUUCCUAUGCCAAGGAUGAGCCUUUAUGCAGCAGCAAAGGCGGCCGUGGUUAAUUUCUACGAGACCUUAAGAUUUGAACUGGAAGAAGAUGUAGGCAUCACGAUUGCAACCCAUGGGUGGAUAGGUAGCGAUGUUAGCAGAGGGAGGUUUAUGCUCGAGGAGGGAGCAGAGAUGCAAUGGAAGGAAGACAGAGAGGUGCGCCUCGCAGGAGGGCAUGUCGAAGAGUUUGCGAAGCUGAUGGUCGCAGACGUGUGUCGGGGCUACGCACACGCGAAGCAUCCGAGCUGGUACGACGUCUUCCUGCUGUAUCGAGUUUUCGCGCCGGACAUCCUUGGUUGGGCAUUCCGCUUGCUGUUACCGAACGACGACAGAGCCAAGCCGACUUCGGGACGACUAUUUCCGGAGGCCUCGUCUCCUCGAAAGCCGAUCGCCGCCUUCUCUUCAGCUUCUCCCCGGCGUCUAUCGGAAGUUGAAUGAAGCUUUUGUGUUCUGCAGGUCGUCGUCUUUGUGGGUGAGUGUGUGUUUCAUGAUCAGGACCGAGUAGAAACUACUUGCUGUGGAUCUUUGAGAGAGUUGUUUCCUUCGUCUUUUAUGUAAGAAUUGAAUGCAGCCAACAAGUCAUCAGCAUU
Molecule: messenger RNA, 1387 nt
Organism: Musa acuminata subsp. malaccensis (wild Malaysian banana)
Lineage: Eukaryota; Viridiplantae; Streptophyta; Magnoliopsida; Zingiberales; Musaceae
Product: 11-beta-hydroxysteroid dehydrogenase B-like
Cellular component (GO): cytosol
Molecular function (GO): oxidoreductase activity
Source: RefSeq, a predicted model, not a curated record